Phyllotreta striolata is the source of this 1818-nucleotide messenger RNA. Lineage: Eukaryota; Metazoa; Arthropoda; Insecta; Coleoptera; Chrysomelidae. The record is from the annotation of a GenBank genome assembly.
AUGGAUAUAAUCGCCUUUGCUGUAAUGAUAUUAAAAUUUCUGACCAAAUUCUAUCAGAUUAUCCACUUCUGGGAUAUUAAGCAAUUCUACAAUACUGCCCUAGGCAUACAAGACGAUGAUUUAGACAAUUUAACAUGGUCAGAUGUCAUGGAGAAAAUCAAGUCGGCUCAAUUGGACAUUCAAAUGUGCAUUCACAAAAGAGAGCUAACAGAAUUAGAUAUUUAUCAUAGGAUUCUAAGGCAAGAAAAUUACAUGGUGGCCAUGGUGAAUAAGCACUUGUUUCCUCCAAGAUUUAACGUACCUUUUCUUGGCGAAUUGGUUUAUUGGACUAAAACUCUAAGAUACAAUAUUCAGGCUUUACUGUUUUGGUCACCUUGGUCACCAUUCGAGAGUCCUUGGCAGCUAAGAGAAGAAUAUAAGAAACAAAAUUUAAGAAACGAACUUGCAACUCAACUGGGCCGCAAUAUUUUAUGGCUGGCAUUGAUAAAUUUAUGCCUGGCCCCGAUAAUAUUCUUAUGGCAAGUCUUAUACAGCUUUUAUAGUUACGGGGAGUUGAUUAAGAGAGAACCCGGAAGAAUGGGAAUGCGAAAUUGGUCUUUGUACUCUAAAUUGUAUUUUAGACAUUUUAAUGAAUUGGACCACGAGCUACAUGCGAGAUUGAUAAGAGCGUAUCGUCCAGCUUCGGAAUAUUUGCAAGCUUUCAAUAGUCCGAUUCUCACGAUUCUUGCCCAAUACGUGGGUUUUAUUUGCGGAUCGUUAUUUACCGUUCUUGUUGCUUUGACGAUAUAUGACGAAGACGUUAUUGCCGUUGAGAGUAUUCUCACAAUUAUGACUGUCCUAGGAGGAUUGACGGCUCUUUGCAGAUCUUUUAUACCAGAAGAAACGACCGUGUGGUGUCCGGAGCAAUUGUUAGAAUGUGUCGUUCUACAUACGCAUUACUUACCUGGCGAUUGGAAAGGUAACGCCCAUAAAUCGCGAAUAAGAAAGAAAUUUCAAGAAUUGUUUCAAAUGAGCAUUUUAGCCAUAAUAGAUGAUAUGUUUGCACCUUUACUGGUACCAUUUUUGAUGUGGUGGUGGGUUUAUCCGAGAUCUUUGGAGAUAGUAGACUUUUUCCGCAAUUUCACAGUGAAUGUAGUAGGUGUAGGUGACGUUUGUAGUUUUGCUGAAAUGAACAUAAAAAAACACGGCAAUCCUUUGUGGCAACUCGAUAGUACGAAAGCAGCCGAAGAUCAAUAUAAUCAAGCAGAAGAUGGAAAAGUGGAGCUUUCCUUGGUGCAUUUUGCCGCGACAAAUCCCAAUUGGGUACCACCACCGGAUGAACAAGAAUUUAUCGAUUCAGUACAAGGAGAAAUGGAAGGUACGAAUACAGACGCUUUAAUGUUCUCUGGCAGCGUAACCAACACAGAGAUAGAAAGACAAUUAAUGAAUCAAAAUAUGGACGACUUUAUGAAGAAGAAGAAGGCAGACAGGUCCGCAUCGGAUUUCAUUAGUGAACCAACGAGCGACGAUAAUUUAGUGGAAGAACGGGAUAUUCCUGUGACGAGCGGUACCUCUCGCGGGGGUAAAUCUGUAGUAUGGUCAACUUCCAUCGGUCAAGCGAAUCAAUUAGGCCAACCAAGUUUCGUGGCGCUGCGAGACAAGAAGAAAUCCGUAGCGUGGCUCGAAGGACCGGAUCUUUCUGCUUCCGCAGCUAUGGCUAAAAGUACCAUGGUACUUCAGCAGCGCUACGCUAAAUCUGCGACGAUGAGUAGAACUUCACUGCACGACGAUUACCAGGAAACAACUCCCUUAUUGUCAGAAAAACGUCCUAGUCGAUAA